Messenger RNA from Dama dama (fallow deer), 11076 nucleotides. RefSeq names its product PDZ domain containing 2 (gene PDZD2). The record is from RefSeq and is a predicted model, not a curated record. Bases 1 to 8430 code for a protein of 2809 amino acids. Gene Ontology annotation, molecular function: protein binding. Lineage: Eukaryota; Metazoa; Chordata; Mammalia; Artiodactyla; Cervidae. The transcript is spliced from 24 exons.
AUGCCCAUCACCCAGGACAAUGCCGGGCUGCACCUGCCCCUGCUCUACCAGUGGCUGCAGAACAGCUUGAGGGAGGGCGGGGAUGGCCCGGAGCAGCGCCUCUGCCAGGCGGCCAUCCAGAAACUGCAGGAGUACAUCAGGCUGAACUUCGCUGUGGACGAGAGCUCCGUCCAGCCCGACCGCAGCCCCCCUGGGAUGGAGAUCUGCACCGUGUACCUCACCAAGGAGCUGGGGGACGCGGAGACUGUGGGCCUCAGUUUUGGGAACAUCCCUGUGUUCGGGGACUAUGGAGAAAAGCGCAGAGGGGGCAAGAAGAGGAAAACCCACCAGGGCCCUGUGCUGGAUGUGGGCUGCAUCUGGGUGACGGAGCUGAGGAAGAACAGCCCGGCCGGGAAGAGUGGGAAGGUGCGCCUGCGGGACGAGAUCCUCUCCUUGAACGGGCAGCUGAUGGUCGGCGUUGAUGUCAGUGGGGCCAGUUACCUGGCCGAGCAGUGCUGGAAUGGCGGCUUCAUCUACCUGAUCAUGCUACGCCGCUUCAAGCACCAAGUCCAUUCUCCUUAUAACGGCAACAGUAGCAACAGCUCCGAACCAGGAGAGACACCUAGCUUGGAGCUGGGGGACCAAACGGUGAAAAAGGGGAAAAGAGCAAGAAAGUUUGGGGUCAUUGCCAGGCCUUCUACCCACAAAGCCACUGAAGAAUCCAAGAGCAGCUCUGGCUGUGAGUUGGACAACGACCCCGUGUCUGAGCUGGACAAUGGCCUAGACCCUGGACUGGGAAACGGUCAUGCUUUUGAGCUAGAAAAUGGCCCGGAUUUGCUCAAGGAGGUGGCUGGAUCCCAUCUAGAUAGAUCGGAAUUGGACAGAGAGACAGAGCCUAGAGUGCCAAAGACAGAUGCCACUCUGCCCACAAGCAAUGACAAACGCCGCUUCUCAAAAUCUGGGAAGACGGACUUCCAAUCCAGCAACUGCCUGGCACGGGAGGAAGUUGGCCGGAUAUGGAAGAUGGAGCUGCUUAAAGAAUCGGAUGGGCUGGGAAUUCAGGUUAGUGGAGGCCGAGGAUCAAAGCGCUCACCUCACGCUAUCGUUGUCACCCAAGUGAAGGAAGGCGGUGCCGCUCACAGGGAUGGCAGACUGUCCUUAGGAGAUGAGCUGCUGGUAAUCAAUGGUCACUUACUAGUUGGGCUCUCCCACGAGGAAGCUGUGGCCAUUCUUCGCUCAGCCACUGGAGUGGUUCAGCUGGUGGUGGCCAGCAAGGAGAAUUCUGCCGAGGACCUCCUGAGGCUGACAUCUAAGAGUCUGCCUGACCUGACCAGCUCCACAGAGGACGUGUCCUCUUGGACCGACAACGAAGACCGGGAGCCAGACGAGGACGAAGGCACCGGCGCAUCUCCCGUCCAGAGAGCAAUGCCUGGAACAGAGGAGCCCCACGAUGCAUGCGGCCCCGAGGAAUCCAAGGGGAACUUGGAAAGUCCUAAACAGGGCAGCAGUAAGAUGAAGCUCAAGAGUCGCCUGUCAGGGGGUGUACACCGUCUAGAGUCUGUUGAAGAAUAUAAUGAACUGAUGGUGCGACAUGGUGACCCCCGGGCCAGGAUGUUAGAGGUCUCCCGAGAUGGCCGGAAGCAUUCCCUUCCCCAGCUGCUGGACUCGACGGGCACAUCACAGGAAUACCACAUUGUGAAGAAGUCCACUCGCUCACUAAGCACAACUCAGGUGGAAUCUCCUUGGAGACUCAUUCGGCCGUCAGUCAUCUCCAUCAUUGGGCUGUACAAAGAAAAGGGCAAGGGCCUUGGCUUCAGCAUUGCUGGAGGUCGAGACUGCAUUCGAGGACAGAUGGGGAUUUUUGUUAAGACCAUUUUCCCAAAUGGAUCUGCUGCAGAGGAUGGAAGACUUAAAGAAGGGGAUGAAAUCCUAGAUGUAAAUGGAAUACCAAUCAAGGGCUUGACAUUUCAAGAAGCCAUUCAUACCUUUAAGCAAAUCCGGAGUGGAUUGUUUGUCUUAACGGUACGCACCAAGUUACUGAGCCCGAGCCUCACGCCCUGCUCCACACCCACACACAUGAGCAGAUCGAGCUCCCCAAACUUCAAUGCCAGUGGGGGAACCUCAGCAGUGGGCAGCGAUGAAGGCAGUUCGUCCCUGGGUCGGAAGGCCCCAGGGCCCAAGGACAGAAUUGUCAUGGAAGUAACCCUCAACAAAGAGCCCAGAGUUGGCUUAGGCAUUGGUGCCUGCUGCCUGGCCCUAGAAAACAGCCCUCCAGGCAUCUACAUUCACAGCCUUGCCCCAGGAUCAGUGGCCAAGAUGGAGAGCAAUCUGAGCCGCGGAGAUCAAAUCCUGGAAGUGAACUCCGUCAAUGUCCGCCAUGCUGCUUUAAGCAAAGUCCACGCCAUCUUGAGCAAAUGCCCCCCAGGACCUGUUCGCCUGGUCAUCGGCCGGCACCCUAAUCCAAAGGUUUCCGAGCAGGAAAUGGAUGAAGUGAUAGCACGCAGCACUUAUCAGGAGAGCAAAGAGGCCAGUUCCUCUCCUGGCUUAGGUACCCCCUUGAAGAGUCCUUCUUUUGCAAAAAAGGACUCCCUGCUUUCUGAAUCUGAACUCUCCCAGUACUUCGCUCAUGAUGCCCCAGGCCCGCUGUCUGACUUCAUGGUGGCCGGCUCCGAAGAUGAGGACCCUCCAGGGAGCGGCGGCAGCUCCGCGGAGCCCCCCGGCACCUCCCCUCACAAGGAGCCAGGAAAAGCCAGGGCCAACAGCCUUGUGUGUCUCGGAAGCCAGCGGGCCUCCGGGCCCUUCCACAAGCAGGUGACAAUCGCCAGGCAAGCCAGUCUUCCCGGGAGCCCAGAGGUCCUCCGGAACCCCCUCCUGCGCCAGAGGAGGGUGGGCUGCUUUGAUGAUGACGCCAGCGACGAGGAAGAGUUUGAUGGCGAAGGCGACUGUAUUUCCCUCCCAGGGACCCUCUCGGGUCCCAGCAGGCCACUCACAGAGGACGACGCUACACACGUUUCAGUGGCCUCUUCCAAGGUCACAGGAGUCCACCGAGAGGAACACCCCAAGAAAACACUGGUCAGCAAGGCCUCCUCGGUGCCUCUCCUCGGCAGCUCGCUGGACUUCCAGGAGAGCCUCUCAGGAGGCAUGCGGGACCCCCUUUCCCACACAGCCAGCCUGCUGGUCCCAUCAGAGGCCCCCAAGGGUAGCCCUGGCUGCUCGGGGAGGAAGGAACUGUCAGGAUCGAGGAGUUCGCCCAAACUGGAAUGCAGAGCCGGGACGGGCACCCAGGGUCCGGCGAGCACAGACAGCCCCAGUUCCCUCCAGCAGAACGACAGCCUGGGGUCCAGGCACAAGCCUGUGGCCAGGGUCAGCCCACACCGCAAGAGGCCUGAGGCUGAGGCCAGGUCUAGGAGCGCAGAAGCAGCACACCUGAGCGAUGGAGCCAGUGACCCAUGCGGUCCAGACCUGAAAGUCCAGGAUGGUUCCGUCCAAGUGACCGUGCCUGGUUAUCAGCCAGGAGGAACUGUGGAGAAGGAAUCUCUGGACAAGCUGUCCGUCGGAGAUGGACAAGUCCCCACUGACUGGGGACCAGGUGGUACCCUGCCCCAUCCAGACACCAGCCACCCUACAGAGAACCUACCUGAAGCCACAUCCAAGCAGGGGCAACAACUCGGGACAGGAGCAGAUGGCUCCCCAGACCCUCUCCCUUCCCCAGGGCAGAAGGGGGCGGCUCACCCUGACCCCAGCCAGACCUCGGUGGACACAGGGCCAGCGAGGCGACCUGAGGACCCUGGAGGGCCAGAGUCACCCAGGAUCCCCGAGUCUGAGGACAGCACCUCCCCAGGGACAAUGGCAACGGCUCAUCCUGACCUCCGUGAGAUGAGAGCAGCUCCCAACGCCAGCUCGCCCUGCGCCGCCCGGAAGGCAACGACCCCCAGGGGAGCAGGACCCACAGCUGAGGGGGCACCUCCGACUGGUGCUGGGCUGCCACAGGACCUCACGACCGGGGAGAAGAGCCAAGAGGGGGUUCCGGGUCACUGCGCCAAGGCUCUGCAAACCUCAGCAGUCCUUGUCCCCGGAAACUGCCAGGGGUUGGCUCUGCCCCAGGGAACAGACUCGGGGUCUUCCAGCGCCCCGCAGGCCAGCCCAGCCCUGCCAUCGCCAAGUGACAAGGCCCAGGAGGUGUGUGGGGGUGCCUUGGGGCCCAGCUGCCCCGGAGGGAGCGGGCACUGCCCGGUGACAGACAUCGACAGGCUCCUGGGGGAACUGGAUGCCUCUGGAGCAAGGCUUCCCUCCCCCGGGAAAGGGGACCGGCUGAGCAGGGAGCAGGCUGCCCAGGGGCCACAGCCAGCCUCGGGGAGUCCGACCCCUGCCCCAAGGAGGCCUGGGGCGGCUGGUCCGGCCCCUCCCCCUCAGUGGGCCGGCCAGCCUUCGGUUUUGGAUUCCAUCAAUCCCGACAGACAUUUUACUGUGAACAAAAGCUUUCUGAGCAACUACUCUAGGAAUCUCAGCAGUCUCCACGAAGACAGCACCUCGCUGUCAGGCCUGGGAGACAGCACCGAGCCGUCCGUGUCCCUCUCGUCCAUGUACGGGGACGCGGAGGACUCGUCCUCGGACCCCGAGUCGCUCACCGAAGCCCCGCGAGCUCCCGCCCGGGACAGCUGGUCCCCUCCUCGUCCCCGUCCUCCUGAGCCUUCUCACAAGGGAGACACGACGGAGUCGGAGGAGGAGCAGGUGGAAAUCUGUUCCGCGGAUGGCUCCCCCGAUCGACCCUCAGCCACUGCCCUGGCUCCCACCCGGGCGGCCGCCUGCCCUGCCCUCGCCGCAGCCCUGCCCCCCAGGGACGGAGCCCUGAGCCAGGUAGGGGCAGAAGCGGGCCACACAGCCCGCUUCGUGCCAGGCACCUCCACCCGCCCGCAGCCGCCGCCUCUUCUGUCAGACAUGAGCUCUCUGGAGGCGGAGCCGCCUGAGGAUGCGAGGGUCUCCCAAGACCCCAGGUCCCCGAGUGAAGAGGACUCUGGGGAAGCCACCCAGCCUCCUCCGGGCACCAGGCCUGUCCCCAGCCCCCCAGGCACCCUCGGUUCUCCUAACAUGGUGAAUGGUUUGGAGUAUGACUGUUUGGAUGACAAGACUCCACCUGAGAAACAAGAAACAGAUGUUCACACUGCUGAAAACCAAGCCUCCUUCAGGGCGUGUGUCCCCAAGAACGGAGACUCAGCUCUGGGAACCCUGCACAUCUCCGGAGGUCAAGGCCCAGAGGACUUGUUGCCAAAGCCAAAAGCCACCUCCAGGCGGCCCCUCAUGGCCUGGUUUAAAGAGAUAAAUAAGAACAAUCAUGGGACGCAUCCGCAGAGCAAAACUGAAGCGGAACAAUCCACGCUGCUGGCCAGAAGUCCCGACCCCAAGGCCCAGGUGCUGAGCUCAAGCCACAAGAAGGGGGCCCCUGUGCCGGAUAGCCCCCCUCCUCGGCUGAAUCUUGAGAAUAAAGACCUGCCUGGGAAAAGUUCCAUGGAAACCCUUUUGAGUAACUGUCAGAAACCCAAAGCCGGUCCUAAGCUGAAGAGACUGAGCGUCAGAAGCAAAAGCAAAGUCAGUUCCGAGGCCCCAGCCGCCCACACGGGGAAGACGGCGGGUGCGGAGCGCAGGAAAGCCCUGGUCUCGCCCCAGGCCUCCCAUAGGAUGCUCUCCAAGGUGGCGGCGCACCGGCUCCACGCAGCUGACCACGAGGAGCUGGACAAGAAUGCCGCAGUCGCCCCCCAGUCUCCCCAGUGUGUGGAGGCCAAGCUGCCCCCUGGGACCCCGGGCUCCCUGAAGCCCUCUGCAUCCGACUCGAGCAUCAGGAUGUUCGUUUCGCCCGUGACCACCCCCAAGACCCUUCCUGAGCAAGGUGGGUAUGGUAGGCUCCACCCGGCUGUGCAUGCGGAACCCGACCGAAGCUGCCCAGCUGCCACCAGACCUCCCAAGUGUGGUCCAGAGAGCAGGGCUCCCCUGGCAUCCCCGGGGCCACCAAGUCCCGCAGCAUCGAGGAGCGGCAUGUCCACAGCGGCCAUCAAGUGGGAGGUCCCCACUUCCGGGCAGGGCGAGCGGUUCCCGUCCAGCCAAACGGACUCCGCAGCAGAAGCUGCCCUGCCCGGGGUGACUGGUGACAAAAGAAGCAAAAUAAUUGCCGGUGAGCCUCCCGAAAGAACCAAGCAGCUGAAAAUCAUUGAGAUCCCUUCUGAAAGGAUGCUAAAGAGCACAUCGGGUGACAUGCCAGCUGAGCGGGACAGACAGGGGGGGCUCUUGUCCCAGAGCAACCGUCAGGAGAAGAGUGAGGUUGGGCUCUGUCACCAGCCAGGGGAGUCCUCCCCAAACCACCUGUCCUCACUCCCAACCCGGGUCUCCCAGGUGGAGCUGGAAGCACAGCAGCGAUCUGUCAGCCUGGCAAGACUCUCCUCCUCUUCCUCCCCGCAGCUGCCAGCUAGAAAGGCCGAUCCCGGCCAGAUGGCCGAUGCCCUGGGGGUGCCCAGGAACAGCCCACAAGCGGGCCCAGUGCUGGACGACCAUCCCUACUUCACGCCAAGGCCAGCGACCAGGACCUACUCCAUGCCAGCCCAGUUCUCCAGUCAUUUUGGCCGGGAGGGCCAUGCCCCGCAGAGCCCAGGGCGUGCCCCUCGGGACAGCCAGAUCCCUGGCACCAGCGGGGGCCUCUUCGAGGCCAAGGCAUCCAGAGGCACCGUUCUCAGCCUGGCUAAUGGUCAGGCCGUAUACAGCGUAAAGCCCCUGCUGGAGACUUCAGGAAACCUUCCGACAGCAGACGAAGCAGAUGUCCUGUCCGCCCAGGAAACCAGCUGCCAGCUCACAGACAGAGUCACAGUCACCAGGAGACAUCACUACUCCCCGCAGAACUGGCCCCAUGAACCCACCUCCUUUUUCUCUGUGAAGCAGAGGAUCAAGUCUUUCGAGAACCUGGCCCACUCUGACCGGCCCGUGGCCAAGGCCGGGGCCUCCCCCUUCUCAUCAGUGAGUUCCAAGCCUCCCAUCGGGAGACGGUCAUCCGGCAGUGUGGUUUCCGGGACGCUCGGCCACUCUAGUGACCCAGCGGCGAGGUCGCUGAGACGCAGCCUGAGUUCCUGCAGUGAAAGCCAAGGUGAAGCCAGCACCGCCAUCCCCCCGAUGACCAAGUCCCCGUCCAGCAUGAUGCUGACCAUCUCUCGGCAGACCCCAGCAGACGCCCGUAACAAGGGCACUGACUCUGACCCCAAGAGACCACCUGGUCCUUCGGGCAUCCCUGCCCCGACCGCAACCCCUGCCUCUCCUGCCAAGAGGAACAAGUCCUCGGUGCGUCACACGCAGGCCUCACCUCUGUCCCGCUCGAAGCUCCAGGAGCUGAGAGCCCUGAGCAUGCCCGACUUGGACAAGCUCUGCAGCGAAGACUUCUCAGCAGGACCAUCUGCCGUGCUCUUCAAAACCGAGCUGGAAAUUGUCCCCCGGAGGUCGCUUGGCUCCCCUGCUGGGGGCCUCGCUGGGUCCACUGCCCUUUCAUGCCCCGAGGAUGGGGCAGACAGGGCCUGUCCCAAAGCCACUGACCCCAGAGCACCCAGUUCAGCCCACGAUGUGGGUGAGACCACCCAGGAUCUGCCUUCUGGAAGAAGUUGGUCAGUUAAUUUGCAACAACUCCUGGUCUCAGCAGGGGAUCAGCAAAGACUGCAGUCCGUUCUGUCGUCAGUGGGGUCCAGAUCUACUGUCCUCACUCUCAUUCAGGAAGCGAAAGCACAAUCAGAGAACAAAGAAGAUAUUUGCUUCAUAGUCUUGAAUAAAAAAGAAGGCUCAGGUCUGGGAUUCAGUGUGGCAGGAGGGACAGACGUGCAGCCAAAAUCAAUUGUGGUCCACAGGGUGUUUUCUCAGGGGGCGGCUUCUCAGGAAGGGACUGUGAGCCGAGGGGAUUUCCUGCUGUCCCUCAACGGCGCCUCACUGGCUGGCUUAGCCCACGGGGACGUGCUGAAGGCUCUGCACCAGGCACAGCUGCACAAAGAUGUCCUCAUGGUCAUCAAGAAAGGGAGUGAUCAGCCCAGGCCCUCCAGCCGGCAGGAGCCUCCCACAGCCAACGGGAAGGGCUUGGUGUCCAGAAAGACCAGCCCCCUCGAGCCUGGAACAGGGAGAAGCAUGGCUGCGCACGAGGCUGUGUGCGUGGAAGUGCUGAAGACCUCGGCCGGGCUGGGCCUGAGCCUGGACGGAGGGAAGUCAUCCAUGGCUGGAGACGGGCCCCUGCUCGUUAAGAGAGUGUACAAAGGUGGUGCAGCUGAGCAAGCAGGAACAAUAGAAGCUGGAGAUGAAAUUCUGGCCAUUAAUGGGAAAUCCCUGGUGGGGCUGAUGCACUUCGAUGCCUGGAAUAUCAUGAAGGCUGUCCCAGAGGGACCUGUGCAGUUAGUCAUUAGAAAGCACAGGGAUUCUUCAUGCAGCAAGCACUGGUAGUGACGCUAACGGUGCUUGUUACUUUUUUUUUUUUUUAAACCUGGAAUCGCCUUUUCUCAAUUCCUUUUUUGGCAAAUCAGAAUGGGUUCCUGAAACAAUGGGUUCCUGAAACAACAGAGAAGCACUGGUACGGGCAAGACUAUCAGACUCCCCAGCUUUUUUUGUUCACACGUGAAGCAGCAGCCAUGGAGCUGAACUCCUAAGCCUUCUGCCUGGAUCACUUAGGCUGGGAGGGUCCACUUCGUUCCAGUGCCUGUCCCCUCCUGUCUGUUAUGUUUCCUAAUGGGGACACAAGAUGUGGCAUGCCCUUCUUUACUUGAAACAUUUAGUGAGACCUCCAAAUCCUUCCUCCCACCUCUCCCAACAUAAUCAAUCCUGGCAAUUAGGGAUCUGACAACGUCUGAGGGCAACACAACUGUCACAACUAAAAGGACUAGUUUUAUAUAAUUUUGUAAGUAAAUGACAGAAUGCUUUUAGGCACAUUCAGUGGGAGGAGCUAAGGGUCUGUUAUCCUGAAAAGGAAAACAUGACCCUUGAACAAACAGAAUCAGUUAUGACCUAAUGGUUAGGUUGGCUCAGGAAUUAUCCAAAAAUGAAAAAGCAAAAUACAGAAAGUGGUAUUUUUAGUGAGUGUAAUGUGCAACGUAUGGCUGCAUAGUUUAAUCGGUAGUUAUUGAUCACCAUGAAGUAUUGAUCAUGAUCUAAAGUGUACGUCGUAAGGCAAUUUUACAGGAAUGCAGUUUGGAUAAACUGUACUAAAUAGCCAUGAACUUCGCUGCUUAGAAUGAGCAGAAAGUUCCAGCUCUGAAAGCACCUUACAUCCAGUUUGCAACUUGUCUUGAAUAAAUGCUGAAAUUCAAGACUGGUUAAUGAAAGAGCAGGCAAAAAUACCAUUGUCACUGAGUUUCCAUUUUUAUAUUUUGUGUACUCUCCAACCACUAAUUUAAGCUAAAUUUUUAGAAAUCAAUUAUCUUUUUAGUAUCCUUGGAUUGUAAUCCAAGUAGAGGAGCUUAAAAUAAUCCUUUUAAAGGACUUUUUUUUACUUUUUUCCCCCUUUCUCAAUAAGCUUAAGAAAUGUAACAUUUCUAACCAUUGGAUCAAUUUUCCUGACCUGAGUGUAAUGGCAUUAGCUCUGCAGUGACUGAAGUUUUUGCUCUUUUUGUUUUCCUGUUUUGCAAAUUCUCUCUUUUGCCAAAAAUGUUUCCCAGCAGAACACAGUUGUGACUCACGCUUGCUUGUGACACUCAUUCCAGCUGCUCUUCCUUCUGAAGCACCAGCUUCUUUGUAGUAACUGUUUCCAUUCGAUGUUGCUGUUCCUGGUCACCAAAAGGGCCGGCCUCUCCUCACACUGUACCUUUUCUUAACGACCCAGACCUUCAUCAGCUUCAUUUACUAAAAUGUAAUCAGAAGAUGGAGAAUGAGGGUGAGUCAGUCUUUCGAGGUAAAGGAGCAGAAUUGGGUGGUCACAGGCCGAAUGCUCCGGUGGCACAAACCAGCCCACUGAGUCUGAGAAUACGGGUGAAGCCGCAUACAUGCGUGCAUGGUGACGCAAGGGUUUCAUGUGGGCGAUUUCUUUCAUUCACCUAUUUCUGAGUGACUGAUCCCAGUAAACCUCUGUGGUGCUGGCCCAGAGAGGUUCUCAGAUGGGAUUGAGUUAUCUGGCUGGUGUGAGCCCAGAUUCCUCAUUUUAAACAGGUUAUACAAAAGGGAAUGUAGUUCACGAGUUUGCUAGAAAGACCUGAUUAAUUUAGCUUCUACUUUUCACUACUACAGUUCCAGGUAGGAUACUAUAGGAAGUCAGUGCAAGGUGCAUGCUAGAUUGUUUUUAAGUCUCUGGGGUCAGUUUUGUGGCUUCUGCUUUCUUGCCUAAAUGAGAGAUGAUUUGAAGUCCACGCUGAAAAUUUUUUGUCUUUACUCUCCUAGCUGUGCCUACAUAGAAAUGCACAGUCCAUGUGACAGGAGCUUCUGAAGCAAUGAAACAGUCUCUCCUUCUAAGAGUUCCUAACCCUCGUAACUAAAAAGUGUGAGGGUAGCCCUCUGGUUCACUGAACCAUAUUCAAGUCAUCAGCUAUUUCUAGUGGACCCCGCCAGAAGGCUUCCCAUGGAAUUCGACAAUUAGAUUUUGAGGAAGCAAAAGCUAAACUUUGACCCUAAGAUAGAAAGAUAUUUACUUGUUGUCAGUGUCCAAGGCAUGACUUGUAUUUCUAAUUAGUCUAAUAAAGUCCCACACUUCCUGACGUGAACACUAAUGGUAUUGUCCUACUAAAACUUCCAUUGUUUUGGUUUUUUUAGCUGGUCAGUCAGUCAUCCAAUAAGCUAUGACAGUAACUUUGUUAUGUGUAUAUCGUAGUUGCAAGGAUAUACCGUGAAGGUUGAAGUAAGUUGGGUUUCAUUUCUAUCCUCCCAUACACAGUUCAUUUAAUUUUAGGGUUGACUUAAUUGGCACCACACCUGUUGUAUGAUAUUAUACAUUAUCCUUUAUUUAUGUAAAAUAAAAUGCCUUAUAUAUUAUGAAAGAGUAAGUGCAAUAAUACAAAAUAGCCUGUACAUUUUUAAAAUGUUGUCGCCAAGUUAUGUAAAUCCACAUCUCUAUAAACAACCUUUUUAAAGUAAUUUUAAGAAAAUAAACACUGUUUACUACUUGUU